AUGUAUUUUUUUCCGCCGAUGUUCGUACCGCCUCCUCCAAAUGCAGUUCCUAAGACACAAUAUAUGAGCACUGGGCCACUGCCAGCCUCUACCCCUGUUAUUAACCAAUCAGCAGACACUUCCAGUGGCGAAAAUACCGUGGACCUGAUAGUUUACAUUGGGAAUCUUCCUAUAAAAUUAUCCAAUGAGGCGGCCAUAAACAUUUUGCAAAAGUGCGGCCCGCUAACGCACUGGCGAAGGCAGAGCGAUCCGACAAACGACACCUUCGCCACGUUCGGAUUUUGUCAAUUUGCCGAUUGCCAGGGCGCCCAUAAUGCAAUGACGCUGCUAGCCGGGUUAGAGCUUCAGAAGAAACCGAUAAAAGUUAGCUGCAAUGACAAAGUCAAGUACCAGCUUGCUGGUUGGUUGGCUAAAAGGGAGGCGCAUCUACUGGAUCACGCGGAAGAGGAACCAGCAAUAAAAGCAGCGGAAGCUGCGGUAAAGAAAGAUCUGCAGGGCCUGCUAGCCGAACAGGAUAUAUUAUUGGAACGGGAGUCUAGGCGUUUGAAGGCACUCUAUGAUGAUAGACUAAAACGUCGGGAGACUGAAAGCACCAACAGCAUAGAUACCAACGACGAUUCUGCUCGUAAGAAGAAGAAAAACGAGGAAGAUAAAUUGGAUUACAGUUACUUGAGUAAGGAUUACAAGGUACACUGGAAGGAGAAUGAGAGGUUGAAUCGCAUAAGACACAAAGAUAAAGAGGCCUUCACAACGUUUUUACGCACAGAGAGGGAGUGGAUCAAGGAUGAGGAACGCAUGUUCAAAUAUGUUGCCCGAAAAAGGGAGCUUGGAGGACAAAUAACGGAUAGAGACCGUGAAAAGGCAAUGAAAGAGGAUGAAUAUACCGAUUGUAUACUAGACAGGGAUAUGAUUAGGUACUUAGCCCGAGAGAAACGUUUGGAUGCCGAGGACUACCAGGAUGAAGUACGGUCCUUAGAAGAGGAAAAGAAUGAGCUAUUGGCAAAGGAGAAACUUGAGGAGGAGAGGAGGAGGAAGGUAGCUGAAGAGCAAAAACAGAUUGAGAUGCAGAAGAAAAUGGAGGAAGAAAUGCUUAAACAAAUGCAAGAGCAGAAGAAGCUUGAGGAGGAGAAGACGCGAUUGAUUGAACAGCAAAACAUUGAAAGGCAAAAGAAAUUGGAAGAGGAACGGAAGCAGAUGCCUACGGUGAAAAAAUUCACCUUCGUCCCCAAACCUAUAGCUACUUUAUCCAAACCUAAAGAAGCCGCCCCUAUCAAAACAUUUUUCAAUGAAGACUCUGGCGAUACUGGUGAAAAUAGCACCCGUACAAAAACACUUGCUCAAUCGAAGAUACAAGAAAAUUCAGCUUCUACAAUGGAUCCAAAGACAAUUAUGGCCAUGGUACCCAAACAAAUGAACGAGAUACUGGACUAUAAAAUUGAUUGGAACCUUGUACAGGUUCAUGAUAUUAUUAACAACAAGUUGAAACCAUGGAUUAGGAAGAAGAUCAUAGACUAUAUGGGGAAUGAUGAAAAACUUGUCACACAAGUGUUAAAGUAUAUUUUAUCACGGAUUUCAGAACACAAAAAUCCAUCACAUCUAUUGGAAGAUGUGGAGCGAUUUUUGGAUCAGGAAGCAACCCCCUUUGUCAUGGGUCUGUGGCGCCUCCUGAUCUUUGAAAUACUAUGUAAAUCGCACAGAAUAUAG
This is a messenger RNA of Babesia microti strain RI, 1704 nucleotides long. Its product is annotated as RNA-binding protein 25. The record is from RefSeq and is a predicted model, not a curated record. The transcript has 4 exons. The coding region runs from base 1 to 1704 and encodes 567 amino acids. NCBI's taxonomy places the organism in Eukaryota, Apicomplexa, Aconoidasida, Piroplasmida, Babesiidae. Gene Ontology annotation, molecular function: RNA binding. Gene Ontology annotation, biological process: mRNA processing.